AUGAAGGGCGAGAUCCUUCAUAUUCACCUGGGCCAGGCUGGCACCCAGCUCGGAAACUCUGCCUGGGAGCUUUACCUCUUAGAGCACGGCCUAGGCCCCGACGGCCGUCCCGACCCCAAUGGCCCAGAUGUCGGCGACCCGGGCUCCUUCGAGACAUUCUUCACCGAGACGAGCAGCGGCAAGCAUGUGCCUCGCUCCAUCUUCAUGGACCUAGACCCGUCCCCCAUCGACGAGAUCCGCACCGGCCCCUACCGCCAGCUUUUCCACCCCGAGUUGCUUAUGAGCGGCAAGGAAGAUGCCGCCAACAACUACGCCCGCGGCCACUACACCAUUGGCAAGGAGAUGGUCGACAGUGUCAUUGAUCGCGUUCGCCGCGUGGCCGACAACUGCCAGUCUCUCCAGGGCUUCUUGAUCUUCCACUCCUUUGGAGGUGGUACUGGCUCCGGCUUCGGCUCCCUUCUCUUGGAGCGCCUGGCUACCGAGUACGGCAAGAAGACUAAGUUGGAAUUUGCCGUCUAUCCAGCGCCUCGCGUCAACACGGCCGUCGUCGAGCCUUACAACGCCGUCCUGUCCACUCACAGCACCAUAGAGAAUUCCGACUGCACCUUCCUUGUCGACAACGAGGCCGUCUAUGACAUUUGCCGCCGAAACCUCGAUCUCCCCCGGCCUUCGUACGACCACCUCAAUCGCCUGAUUGCCCAGGUCGUCAGCUCCAUCACCUCGUCGCUCCGCUUUGACGGUGCCCUCAACGUCGACCUCAACGAGUUCCAGACCAACCUGGUCCCCUAUCCUCGAAUUCACUAUCCCCUGAUAAGCUACGCCCCGGUCGUGUCCGCUGCCAAGAGUGCGCACGAGAGCUUCAAGGUCCACGACCUCACCUUCCAGUGCUUCGAGCCCAACAACCAGAUGGUUGUCUGCGACCCUCGGAACGGCAAGUACAUGGCUGUUGCUCUGCUGUACCGUGGCGACGUCGUUCCCCGCGACUGCACGGCUGCCAUCACCGCCUUGAAGGCCAAGGCAUCGUUCAACCUUGUCGAGUGGUGUCCGACUGGGUUCAAGCUUGGCAUCAACUACCAGAAGCCCGUGGCAGUCCCGGUCCCUGCCGAGGACGGCGGCCUGGCUUCCGUCGAGCGCUCCGUCUCCAUGCUUUCCAACACGACUGCCAUUGCCGAGGCGUGGUCUCGACUCGACCACAAGUUCGACCUCAUGCACAGCAAGCGUGCCUUUGUGCACUGGUACGUCGGCGAGGGCAUGGAGGAGGGCGAGUUCACCGAGGCCCGCGAGGAUCUCGCUGCGCUCGAGAAGGAUUACGAGGAAGUCGCCGCAGACUCCUACGAGCCCGAGGAAGAGCCCGAGUAUUAA
Hirsutella rhossiliensis is the source of this 1362-nucleotide messenger RNA. Its product is annotated as tubulin/FtsZ family, GTPase domain-containing protein. Gene Ontology annotation, cellular component: microtubule; cytoplasm. Gene Ontology annotation, molecular function: GTP binding; structural constituent of cytoskeleton. Lineage: Eukaryota; Fungi; Ascomycota; Sordariomycetes; Hypocreales; Ophiocordycipitaceae. The transcript is spliced from 5 exons. Bases 1 to 1362 code for a protein of 453 amino acids. The record is from RefSeq and is a predicted model, not a curated record. Gene Ontology annotation, biological process: mitotic cell cycle; microtubule cytoskeleton organization.